AUGACAUCCUUAUCUAUCUAUCUAUCUAUUUGUUUCUCUCCUUUUGGAUCAUAUCUUCUUUCUCUCUAUCUAUCUCGGUCUGUUUAUUAUCUAUCUAUCUAUCUAUCUAUCUCGGUUUGUUCAUAUCUAUCUAUCUAUCUAUCUAUCUCGGUUUGUUCAUAUCUAUCUAUCUAUCUCUCUAUCUAUCUCGGUCUGUUCAUAUCUAUCUCUCUAUCUAUCUCGGUCUGUUCAUAUCUAUCUAUCUAUCUAUCUAUCUCGGUCUGUUCAUAUCUAUCUAUCUAUCUAUCUAUCUAUCUAUCUCGGUCUGUUCAUAUCUAUCUAUCUAUCUAUCUCGGUCUGUUCAUGUCUAUCUAUCUAUCUAUCUCGGUCUGUUCAUAUCUAUCUAUCUAUCUAGGUCUGUUCAUAUCUCUCUCUCUCUCUCUCUCUAUCUAUCUCGGUUUGUUCAUAUCUAUCUAUCUAUCUAUCUAUCUAUCUCGGUUUGUUCAUAUCUAUCUAUCUAUCUCGGUUUGUUCAUAUCUAUCUAUCUAUUUAUCUCGGUUUGUUCAUAUCUAUCUAUCUAUCUAUCUAUUUAUCUCGGUUUGUUCAUAUCUAUCUAUCUAUCUAUCUAUCUAUCUCGGUUUGUUCAUAUCUAUCUAUCUAUCUAUCUAUUUAUCUCGGUUUGUUCAUAUCUAUCUAUCUAUUUAUCUCGGUUUGUUCAUAUCUAUCUAUCUAUCUAUCUAUCUAUCUCAGUUUGUUCAUAUCUAUCUAUCUCGAUUUGUUCAUAUCUAUCUAUCUAGGCCUUAUCAUUAUCUAUCUAUCUCAAUUUGUUCAUAUCUAUCUAUCUAG
Messenger RNA from Acanthosepion pharaonis, 825 nucleotides. Lineage: Eukaryota; Metazoa; Mollusca; Cephalopoda; Sepiida; Sepiidae. The record is from the annotation of a GenBank genome assembly.